Messenger RNA from Osmerus eperlanus (European smelt), 3904 nucleotides. RefSeq names its product TEF transcription factor, PAR bZIP family member a (gene tefa). Gene Ontology annotation, molecular function: RNA polymerase II cis-regulatory region sequence-specific DNA binding; DNA-binding transcription factor activity, RNA polymerase II-specific. Gene Ontology annotation, cellular component: nucleus. Gene Ontology annotation, biological process: regulation of transcription by RNA polymerase II. The transcript has 4 exons. Lineage: Eukaryota; Metazoa; Chordata; Actinopteri; Osmeriformes; Osmeridae. The record is from RefSeq and is a predicted model, not a curated record. Bases 262 to 1221 code for a protein of 319 amino acids.
CAAUCAGCGUCGCGUUCUGUAUUACUUUUUGGAGAGGAGGCGCGGUUUCUCUCCCACAUCUGAGUUGUUAUUUCUAGAGCCGUGUCCGUUUUCGGUGCCGUGGCAUUCUUUCGUUGUUAAAUUAAAGACUAUAGUGCUUAUUUUGAUUUAAAUCGAGGUCGGACUGUAGCAUAUUGAUUAUUUGAGAUCGUUUUACUGUAUAUUUAACGUGACAUAGGCCUAAAAGUCUUAGUUGAUAAGCUAUUGUGUAAAACGACAACAAUGUCUGGGGAUCCGAUAAUGGAGCCUAUCACAAUCACCCUGGAAACGACUACUGGUGUGCUUAGUUCGUUUCCAGUGGUGUUAAAGAAAAUAAUGGAAACACCACCACCGAAUUUGCUCGAGGGAGACGACGAUACUGACAAGGAGAAGCUGUACCUGGGAGAUGACGUGGACAUGAGUGGGGGUGUUAGCGGUCUGGGUCCCUCCGCCGCCCUGACACCUGCCAUCUGGGACAAGACUAUCCCGUAUGAUGGGGAGACCUUUCACCUGGAGUACAUGGACCUGGAAGAGUUCCUCAUAGAAAACGGCAUCCCCACCUCCUUGGAAGGCACCACUGAUAAGGAGGGCUCAGUGGAGAGUAAGCCAGAGAAGAAGGCCUCAGCCAUGGGCACACCAAAGCCCAAGAUGGCACCAUCUCCUGGAGAGCCUGUCUCUCUGCUGCCCAUCCUGGAGCUUGACCCAUGUGAGGAGGAGGUGGUAACCAUCACCCUCAACAACACUGACAUUAGUGACACGGCUGAGGAAGACACCACCGACAAGGACAGGGAGACCGCUGAACCCCUCGACCCAGAGGAGAUCGAGGUGGAGGUGAACUUUGAACCUGACCCCACAGACCUGGUUCUGUCCAGUGUGCCCGGCGGGGAGCUGUUCAACCCUCGCAAACACAAGUUCUCAGUUGAGGAUCUGAAGCCUCAGCCCAUGAUCAAGAAGGCCAAGAAGGUGUUUGUACCCGAGGAACGGAAGGAUGAUAAGUACUGGCAGAGGAGGAAUAAGAACAACGUGGCAGCUAAGCGUUCUCGGGAUGCCCGGCGUCUGAAGGAAAAUCAGAUCACGGUACGGGCAGCAUUCCUGGAACGGGAGAACACAGCACUGCGACAGGAAGUGGCAGAGCUACGGAAGGACUUUGGGCGCUGCAAGAACGUUCUGUCUCGCUAUGAGGAAAAGUUUGGAACCCUGUAAGAGACCAAGAACACCUGGUGGUAGCCCACAUUAGUCAUUUCAUUAUUACUUUUGUAUAAUGCAUUGCUUAAUGUCCUAACUACACACCACAAUAGCUCCUGGAAUAUUUUUUCCUGUGUACCAGUCAGAUGAACACAUUGUUCCGGUAAGAAUUAUAAUUAAUAUCCAAAUAACAUAGUCUUGUACCAUUAUUGAUUAUCAUAAUUUACUAUACUGAUCUUAUAAAUGUGAGUGGUUUACUAGGGAGGCUGAUUUAAUUCUUUUUUUUUUGAUGAAUGACGUUGGUGUGAACCACCCCCUCGCUGAUGUCCCUGUCUCCCCUUCCCCUCAUAUACAACCUCUCUUUCUUGCACCACUGGGAGAGGAUUAGAUGAUCAUUGAUUUUAUUCAUCAAUUAGUUGGAUGGGUGCAAACAUAUAUAUUUUUUGAUCUGAUGAAGAAGAGGAGGAAAAGGAGUGUGUGAUGAGUGUGGAUGUUGCCAUGUAGAUACAGUGGAAUCAUAUUUAGACAGAUAUUUUUAUGUAGUUUGAAUGCUUAUGCCUUUAGAAGACUUUGUUUCCACCAUUGAUAUGAGUGGAUGUAUGUGCAGUUGAACUUUCAAGUGCUACUUUCAAUGCACCAUAUGAAUGUAUAUUUUUCUCAUGUUUUCUACACAAUUAGCUGAUAUUGGGAAGUUUUUGAGGGACAUGUGUGGGGUGAGGGGAAAAAAGGAGAGUAAUAUCACAAAAUACAUUCUAGAUUUAUUUUAGCUUGGAAGACAUUUGCUUUUAAAUCUUACAGUUUGCUUCAUGGUAGUAGUUGCAUUAUCACCUAGCAGCAUGUGAGUCGCUGUCGUGUCUUUAUGUUAUGUUGUUACAGGGCUGAUGAAGCUAACUUCUUGGCUUCCUUCUCUUCAUAGUAUAGCUGGAUCAGGAUGAUAACAACUGUGCCCUUUCCUAACUGUGACCAACAGUCCUAUCCAAUACUUCUAUAUCAGGGGACUACUUCUACAGCAGAGUAGUAAAAAACAACCGUGUUAGAAACACCAUAUACACAAUGCUUCCUGUUGUGUAGACAGUCUCCACCUCACUUGUGCUUCAAUCCAGUUUUAAUUCUAGUCCAACUAUUCUCUUAUCUUCUGAAGGUCCAUAUCAUAUAGAUAUACAGUAUCUAUGUAACUUGUCAGUUCUAUUCUCUUCCUAAUUGUUGUUGUAUUGUCAUGUUCAGAUGUCAUGUAUAGAAUCAAAUGAUGCAUGUAAAUAGUUGCAGAAUUACAUUAUAUUUUAUAGACAAUUCCUUAUUUUCACACAUAAUAUUUCAAUACAAGAAGUAUUCAAACCCCCAGGUUAUUCAUCUAUUCGCUGUUAACUGCUGUUGAUUUUAGAAUUUGUUGUAUCAUUCUCAACCAAACUUGUAUAACAAUCCAACCAACCUCUUUGUAUGAUUACUUGCUCUAAAUGGCUUCUCUAAGCUAUUUACUGAAACACUCUGGGAACUUUCUAUAGCAAUGUGGAUCCGAUCAUGAUAUGUCCUUGUGUAGGGCAGGAUGAUACCUUUUGAUGUGCUUGCCACUGAGCAUUAACUAUUUAAUGGAACUCAGACCACACCAAACUCAGACCACAGAAAUUUGCUACACAAGUCCAGUAGUAUUAGAAUAUCUGAUGCAGGAGUUUUUAGUUUUAACAAACUAGGAAGUCUCUGAUUUUGUGGGUUAUUUUUAACUGGGUGUCCCAGUUUUCACCAAGGACCCAAAAUUCCUCAAGUGUCUUCUUCCCUAGCUGUAUCAAUGCAAUAUCCAGUCUACUGGUUUACCACAGGGCAGAUCCUAUGUGACCUAAAGUUUCACAAAUCACCAUCUUUGGGAUCGUUUCCACAACAUAUUAAGAUUAGUCUCAGAUGUAUCAUUGUCCUAUGUGGAGUCUGUGUCCAGAAAACUGUGCCCAGCCUCAUUGGGUUUCUUGUGUUUUUUCAGAUUGAUUUGAUGUUCCCGUUUCAAUACCUUAUAUUUUGUAUUUUAAAAAAGCAUAUGGCUUGUCAACGUGUUCACCGCCAGUUUAAAGCUACUACUUACUACUUUAGCAAUUUACUACUGGUAGACUGAAUUUAACUCAAAUGGGUGAAUUGAGGUAAAGAGAAUGUACAACAGAAACCAGUUUUCUUGCAUUGUGAUGUAAUUACUUUGAUUCAGGGAAAGACUGAAAGACUAAAAUCUCAGUCUUCCAUUUCCCAAUAAAUCAUUAGUUUUCUGUUGUACUUUCCAGUAGCCCAAAUGGUGAAUCUUCUGCUUCAAGAUUGUCUCCAUAAUAUUUAUUUUCUUUUAUAAUUUUUUUAGAAAUUAUGAGUGAGUUGAAAAUUGAGAACAGAUAUUAGUAAUUCACUUAAUUAAUAAAAGUAGUCAUGGAUGUAGUCCUUUUGAAUAAAACUAUUGGUCCCAUUGGUUAACAAAUGAUGUUCAAGAUGGUAAAAGGGAUAGAGAUUACCCUUACCGAUGAGCCUCCUGACAUCUUUUCUUUUUUUACAUUUCUAAUGGAAUAUGUAAAAUAUUGCUAUACAUCUGCUAUAUAGUUGUUACAGUAGACAGUUAAAUUUGGGGAAAUAAACAAAUUCUUCUCUAUUGUCUGUCUAUGUGCACCCCUGGUGUGACAUUUGAUUGUGACUCUUAUGUUCCGACUUGUAUAUAUUAAUAAAGCAUUGGUUAAAUGUA